AUGAGCGUAUUAGAUAUCGGGUUUCUUUCGCUAACCCAUUUUUGUGAUAAGCAUGGCCCGAGCGUCUUGAUGGUUACACAGUUAGCUUCAAGCCUGGAAAACUGCAAUGAGUUACUAUUACCAGAAUACCCAAGAGACUCUUAUUGUAGUUCAUGUUUAUUGAAAUUUCCGGACACAAAUGAGCAUGCAACCUCUAUCAGAUCUACCUUUGAUGACUUUUAUAGUGUAUCAACUCAAUACUCUUCCGUGCGGUAUCAGUUGCUAAGUUUGAUCAUUAAAAAGACGUUUUCUGAAGAGAACAUGAGCUACGAUGGUUCGCCUUUUAUGUUUUGGGACGAGCAUAGGGGUCUUAAUUUAGCUAUGGGCUUUAAACUUGAAGAUGUACACGCUCGUGGGAAUGAGAGACGAUAUUGUUUGAUUUUAAGUCUUGAAAAAGGCGAAUCGUCUGGCGAAAAAGACGCAUUUAACAUCCUAGCGGAAAAUUGGCAAUUCGUGAUUGAAUCAUUCACAAAGCUAAUAUCACACAUUAAAAUACAAUCUAGAGGUAUGCUGGAUAAAUUACAGACGGAUUUCACCCAAAUAAUGGGCGGGACAUACCUCAGGGAAAACAAACAAAAGAUUCCAGUCAGUUUGGCUGAUAUUGUAGGUGAUUCCUUAAUAUUUCUCAAGAUUCAUAAGUGGAAUACUUAUAUUUUAAAAAGACUUGCAUCCGCUAACUCAAACUCAGAAAGUUCAGAUGGAGUAAAUACUUUAUAG
Kluyveromyces marxianus DMKU3-1042 is the source of this 756-nucleotide messenger RNA. RefSeq names its product Lst7p (gene LST7). Gene Ontology annotation, biological process: positive regulation of TORC1 signaling; positive regulation of GTPase activity. Gene Ontology annotation, cellular component: cytosol. Lineage: Eukaryota; Fungi; Ascomycota; Saccharomycetes; Saccharomycetales; Saccharomycetaceae. Gene Ontology annotation, molecular function: GTPase activator activity. The transcript has a single exon. The coding region runs from base 1 to 756 and encodes 251 amino acids. The record is from RefSeq and is a predicted model, not a curated record.